This is a messenger RNA of Lactuca saligna, 882 nucleotides long. The record is from the annotation of a GenBank genome assembly. Lineage: Eukaryota; Viridiplantae; Streptophyta; Magnoliopsida; Asterales; Asteraceae.
AUGGGAAUUUUAUUACCACGCGAAGCAAAGAAGACUAAGAAGUCGAAGAAAGAUGAGCCUACCUCUCCUGAGAAGAAAGCGAAGGGCUCAACCUCAUCCAAAUCCACAAAGCAGAAGCCAUUAAAUGUUGUUGUGAUAGUCCAAGCAACGAAAGUGAUUACGACAGUAGUGGAAGAGUCACAAGAAAAUGUGGUUAUUCCUUCGAAAACAGGGAUGUUUCAAAGAAUAAAGAUGAAAUCCAAGCAUAAACGCAAGUCUUCGUCUCAGAAACUGCUUCGUAAACCUCAACUUUCUCAUCAAGGAGUAAUGUUUCGUGAGGUUCCUGUUCCUGUUUCUCCCGCAUCCAAGAAACGAGCAGCCGAAGAUAUGGCGAAACCUUUAUCCCAACCAAAGAAGAAGAAGAUGAAGAAGGCUCGAAAGAUUGUUUCCUCAAGUGAGUCUACUGAAGAGGAUAAACGAGUACCAGAAACUCCAAAAGUCACCUCUAUUCUUACAAGCUCAACUCCAGAGACCAGUGUCAUAUUCACCCCUGAAGUUUCAAUUGCCAAAUCAGGUAUGUUAAAGGCUUCGAAGAUAGUGAUUAUGGAGAAGGUUGAUUAUUCAGAUCAAACAAAUGAGCUUCGUCUUACAAGUCAAAGAUAUGAUUUUCUGGGAGAAGUGAAAGAUCUACGAAGCGUAUCAAAAGAACGACAUGUUCUUUUUGUUCAGGAGGUUAAGAUGGUAAAAGAGGAUGUGAAUUUGAAAAUCCAAGAGCUUCAUGAAGAAAUGAACAAAGAAAUUGUAUCUGUUCAAUAUGAUUAUGCAUCCUUACGUCAGAAGGUCGAUAUCAUAUGUGAUGCAGUGACUAAAUUUGUUAAAAUGUACGAAGGUUUGAGUCCAUAA